Molecule: messenger RNA, 2026 nt
Organism: Prorocentrum cordatum
Lineage: Eukaryota; Dinophyceae; Prorocentrales; Prorocentraceae
Source: the annotation of a GenBank genome assembly
ACGCCGCGCCGUGCACCCGCGCACCCCAACCCGCAGCACUGCGGCGGCAGCCGCAGGAGCCCAGAGCGUUGGGCCGGCUGCUCGGGCCAGUCCUCGCACAUCACGCAUUCACCGCACCAUUUUGGGGAACAUGAGCAGCGCGGUGCCGCGGCCGCUGCUGCUGGCGGCGGCCGCUGCGGCGGCAGCCGCGCCGAGAGCAGCCGCGAUUGGCUUCCUGACGGUGAGCAGCCAAGAGCCUGGCAUGAUGUUCCCGCUGAUGCUGACGGAGGACAGCAGCGCCGAGGACGGGGCACCCGACGACGUCCCCGAGCCGUCGGGCCAGAGCCUGUUGCAGAUCGUCAGCAGGGUCGCCGUGGAGAUGGAGGACGAGCUCGACGCCGCCGCCCAGGGCAUACCUCCAGUGGCCGCCGCUCAUGACGCGGAAGGAGCGCGCACCAUGAUCACAGCGCAGGAGGUUUUGGACGCAGCGAAGCACCAGAUCGACUCCCUGCCGAGCUACUGCGACUCCGUGACGGGCGUGCCGUACGUCUCCUCGCUCCGCGCGCGAGCGUUCGCGAAUUUGGCAAGACUUCACCUCCGCGGCCAGGAUAUGAGGACGCCCUCCGACCCCGUGGAGUGGGCCUGCAGCCAUCCCUGGUCGGCCUGGUUCAUGUACGGGCUGGUGCUCUGGGCCGGGAUGACCAUGGCAGCGUUCAUCUACGCAUCCUUCUGGUACAGGACCAAGAUGCCCCCGUUCGAUCAGCACUCUAGGCUGGAGCCCGAGGCCACCUUCGAGAGCAGCCACUUCGGUUGCAUGUCCGACUGGAGCAGCUGCGUGUGCGCCUUCGUCUUCCCGGCGGUGCGGUGGGCGGACACCAUGCACACGGCGGGCAUCCUGAGCUUCUGGGCCGCCUUCUGGACCCUUUCCCUGUGCGAGCUGCCUGCGCUGCUCUUCGGUGUGUUCGGCCUCUUGAUCGCGGUGCCACUUGUGUUCUACAGGCAGGUGUUCAGACAGAAGCUGGGCGUGGCCAGCGGCCACGAGACUUACAUCACAGAUUGCUUCUAUGAGCCCGCGGAGGAGCUGCUGCGCUGGGCGGCGCAGGCGGGCGCCAGGGGGCUCGAGCAGGUGGAGGUGGCUCACUUCUCGGGGGGCGGCGCACGCGUGCGCGGCCUGAGGGCGGCAGGCCCCGCGGGCCUCGCAGCUCCCGUGCUGUUGCCGCGGCGCCUGCUGCUGACGGCCGCGUCGGAGGAGGCGCUGGCGCUGGCGCUCGCGGUGGAGCGGCGGCGGGAGCUGGGCGGCGGCGGCAGCUUCUGGGGCCCGUGGCUCCGCGCGCUGCCCACGCCCGAGGAGCUGGCGGCCUUCGACGUGAAGUACGCGCCAGCGGAGCUGCUUCGUGGGCCGCUGGCGGCGCUGCCGCUGGCGGCGCGCGUGGAGGCCUGGCAGCGCGGCGUGGAGGCGCGCUGGCGGGCGGAGGGCGGCGCCUGGCGCGCACUGGCCGAGGGCCGCCAGGCGCCGGGGCUGAGCUUCGAGGACUUCCGCUGGGCCUCCGCCACGGUGCAGCUGCGCGGGUACCCCCCGCCGCCGGAGCACUCCUUGAUGCCGGUGUGCGACAUGAUGAACGCGGGACCGAGCCCCAACAUGGAGGCGUGCCAGGGUGCCACGGAGGUGUACGACAUGCUGGAGCUGGAGGGCGAGGCUUCUGGUGAGUUCUACGGAAUGCUGCCAGGGAACGGAGCGCCCGUGCCACAGGGGCGCGAGCUGAUCCAGGCGUACGGCGCCGUGGACAACGCAGAGCGCCUCUUCCGGGGCGGCUUCGUGCUGCCGGACAACCCGUUGCCGGUGUCUGCGCUGGACUCGGAGGCGGCCCAGGCGCUCGCGCGCGCCCUGGCCCUUACGGAGGGCCCUGGCGGAGCCGAGGCCGGCCCGCCCGCCCUGGUGGCCUCCCUGUGCGCCCUGGUGCGGGAGCACCUGGCCGCGAGCGGCAAGGCGGAGCUCGGUCCGGGCAUCGGGCUGAAAACGAGGCGCUGUUCUGCCCAUGCUGCCUGA